UCAGCCACCUUCUGUGUCGCUACAGUGGCUCUGCACUCAAAUUAAUCCCUGGCGAUGAAAAAUGAGCCUCUCCCCCACCCCAGAGGCUGCCUUUCGCCUCCCGCCCCCAGAGAAGAGUUUCUUCGCCAGGCAGCUCGUGAAAGUUUCUUUCCAAGUCACAUGAUCCAGGAUGCAGGGGAGAAUCCUUCUUGGAACCGAGGUGGGCCCGAACCGAAUCAGAUGAGGACAGAGAGGUGUGAUGCGGGGAAGACUAUAUAAGAAUGGGCCCAGGACCGCAGCAAGCACUCCGCUGGGUGGCCCCUUCUCAGCACGCAGCCAUGCAUGAGCCGGCAGGCUCCGUCACCAGCCACUUGGGGACCACGAGCCGCAGUUAUUUCUACCUCACCACAGCCUCGCUGGCUCUGUGUCUCGUCUUCGCCCUGGCGACCAUUAUGGUGUUGGUGGUUCAGAGGACGGACUCCAUUCCAACGCCUCCGGGAAAAUUCCCCCUUAAAGGAGGAAAUUGUUCAGAGGACAUCUUAUGUAUCCUGGAAAGGGCUCCACUCAAGAAGUCAUGGGCCUACCUCCAAGUGUCAAAGCACAUAAACAAAACCAAGUUGUCUUGGAACAAAGAUGGCAUUGUCCACGGAGUCAGAUAUCAGGAUGGGAGUCUGGUGAUCCAGUUCCCAGGUUGGUACAUCAUUAUUUGCCAACUGCAGUUUCACGUGAAUUGCCCGGAACAUUCUGUCGACCUCAAGUUGGUACUUCUCAUCAACAAAGACGUCAAAAGGCAGACAGUGGUGACAGUGUGUGAGUCCGGAAUGCAAACCAAGAACAUCUACCAGAGUCUCUCUCAGUUCCUGCUGGAGCAUCUCCAGGUCAAUGCCACCAUAUCGGUCGAGGUGGAUAAAAUUCAGUAUGUGGAUACAAAAACCUUUCCUCUUGAUAACGUGCUGUCCAUCUUCUUAUACAGUGGUUCAGACUGAACCCUUUCUCCUCGCCUCUACCCGACAGCACUGCAUCCAUCCAAACACUUGGGCAAAGAGGAAACUUUAGACCAUGACUGAAACCACAAAGGGUAUUACAUACUACGCUUUUCCUUCUGUCUCUUGGGAAGACACAGCUCCAGGGUUUAAAAGAAAAUUUCGAGUGAAGCAUCUUUCAGAGAGAAGGCAGGGAAGCAAUGUGGCGCGGUGGACAGACGCCCCAUGGGAAUCAGAAGGGAUGGAUGUGUGCCCCAGCCACUGGCUCACUGUACGACCUGGAGCUAUUCCUUUUCCCUCCUUGGAACUCAGGAUCCACGUCUGGGAAAUGAAGGGGCUGGAUUGGAACCUCUCCAAAGUCUCCUCCAUUUCAGAAGACCAGCCCCUCUGGUCACAGACCCAUGAGCUAAGCUUCCAGACAGGGUUCUGGAAGCCCCCCACCAAUGGGAAGGCCCCCACACCAGGACAAAACCAAUGGUACCAGCAGCAUCUGGCUGUGUAUCACCUCAGCAGAGGCAGAAUUUGGAGACAAGGUUCAGGGCACCUUGCCACAGAAUGUGACUUGUAGGACCUAACAUGUGUCAGAGAAAGGACUGCCAAACUGACCACACCAAAACUGAGAGGCCUUGUGGAUAUCUGGAAACCCAUCUGACCAGGCUUGACUCCUUUCCGGUGAAGAUGUACAAUCACUCAACAAAAGACGGCUUCUGGUUGCUCCAGGAGGGGGCUGGGCGUUCCGCACACGCUCACGUCAGUGUGCAGGGGGCUAGGGUCCUUCGAUCGGGGCAUAGCUGCCACCAUCCCCCACGUGAUCUCACUCUGCUCCCUGCUGCAAACAUCUCUCAGAGACCAUUUCUAUGGAGGCUUUCUGAGCCCCACAAAGUUGUUCAUAGACGAGGAUGACCCUGAAAAUGAUGGAAAGGAUUGCUGAACAAGGCAACCUCCUCUCCUGAUUGGGUAGCCAGGAGACUUCUCUAGCUGCAUCAACCCUGACCUCUGCCCAUCGUCUUCGAAGGAGCAUCUCGUUGUUUCAAAGGACCAUUGGACUUGAAGUAUAAGCCACUUACACUUGAAGGUUACGCAUCAGAGAGAAAAGGGACCCUGCGGGGCCAAAGACGGGGCAGAAUUUGCAUUUUUCUCAAGAAGGAGGGGAGAAAAGAAAGAAUUUUGUCCAAGAUUAGAAAAGGUUUAAAAGAAGAAAAAAAAAUCACUGGUGGUGGUAUGGAUGAGAGGGACUUGGGACAGCAGAAAUGACAAAAGGAAAAUGUUAAGUCAUUUGCUGAGCAGCAUGCUCUGGUGAUUCCUCCUAGGUCAAGGAAAUACUCAGUAAAGUCUGUUUCUCUUAAACGCUCUCUGUGAGUAGAUUCUUUGGGAGCAGGGGGUAGGAAAGAGGUGUUGAACUCUGCAAGACAAGCAGUAUGUGAUAAAAAUAAAGGCAGGCUAUGAGAACCCAAAACUAGAGAAUAAGGAGACCUCUGGCAUUUGGGUUAUAUCCUAACUCUGCAGGACAAAUGACUCUUGCCCCAAACCCCCUCCUGCAUGCAUUCUGGAAAAGGUAUCUGCAACCUAAGCAUGCGUAAAGUAAGCACAUUGUUUAACGUUUCAUACUUCAAUUCAAGAAGGAUUCCAUGUGCACUGUUCACCAACCAUCCCUGAGCAGAGGUGCCUGACUUUGACUAUGUGUGGGAUUCCCAAUAUCAGUGUCUCUCAAGCAAUACUGACAGCCAACAGCUGGCGACAUAGGGGCUUAGCAUUCAAAAGAAUCUGGUAGCAAGACAAAGCAGUAAGAGAGCAAUCUUUAGUAACUCCCCUGAUAGAUACAUACGGAGUGGACAACCUAGAAAGUUCAAAACUAAAUUCUGUUACUCCCUGAGCGUUAACCAGCCCCUGGGAAUAUUAUGAGCAAAUGACACAAUCUAUAUAAAUAAAGUAAAUGAUUUUGGUAAUUGGAAACUCGGGCUACCUGAAGCAUAUGCCUUUUUGGUAAAAACUCAACUACUCUUCCCUCCACCUCUCAGCACACACACACCCCAUACGUGUAGAAGGAGGGAGAGUUGGUGAAAAGUAACAAGUCACUGUAGACUACAUAUAUCCCUGCCCUUGCAAAAUGUUACACCACUGAUUAUUCUACACAAGGACAAAGCCCUUAAGUUAAGAGGAUAGAGUAGUCUGUCUGCGUCAUCUAGAAAGAUCCUGAGAGAUCAGCUGAGCCAAUGUUUGUUUUUUGUUAAUCCUCACCCUAGGAUAUUUUUUCCAUUGAUUUUUAGAAAGAAAGGAGUGAGGGGAGAGAGAGAGAGAGAGAGA
Molecule: messenger RNA, 3266 nt
Organism: Molossus molossus (Pallas's mastiff bat)
Lineage: Eukaryota; Metazoa; Chordata; Mammalia; Chiroptera; Molossidae
Gene: TNFSF8
Product: TNF superfamily member 8
Exons: 4
Coding region: 261-965 (234 amino acids)
Biological process (GO): CD8-positive, alpha-beta T cell differentiation; immune response
Cellular component (GO): membrane
Molecular function (GO): tumor necrosis factor receptor binding
Source: RefSeq, a predicted model, not a curated record